AUGUGGUUCGGUUGGGGAUAUUCAGGAGACAAAAGGGAAUCUGGGAAAAAUGACAUUUCACUCGAAGUUCCGAAAGACCUUUCCGAUUAUCUAAAAGAAAAUGAAUCGAGCAUCAGCGAUAGAGAGUUUAAGAGCUUUCUUAAGCGGAGCCAAGAGGUGGAGGUGAGUAAGCCGAUUCCUAAAGAGGAGCCUAAGAAGGAGGUAAAUAAUACGGCAAAAAUAGAAAGGGAGAAGUUGCUUGAGGAUGAAAUGAGCAGCAUACAUCAAAGUCCGGUAAAGCCUACUUUUAAGAGCCGAUACACUUCUACUGAGACGGAGAUCUAUAAAAGAGAGAAUCCAACUAGGGAAGCUGUACUCACCAAUUGUUCAGAGAUUCAAUACGCAUUUAUGAAUUGUCUUCGGCAAAAGUCUACGAUCGAAAGACUAACGUCUAUGGCCAAGGGAAAUGAUGAAUGUUCGAUGCUAGCAGAUUUCCUUAGUUCAUGUAUGAAGAUGCAGAAAAUGGCUCUAGUGAUGUUUGACUACUCUAGCUUGGAUAAAGUGGAAGAGUUCGAGACAGCUAAGAACAAAGUGGAUAAGUGUUUCAAUGAUCAUUUCAAGAAUAUGGACGAUAUACAGGAUGAUAAAAACUACAUGGCGUAUACUAAAGAGUUGAAAAUAGAGAGGGAGGAUUUUCAUGGAAAGUUCGGCAAAUAG
Brettanomyces nanus is the source of this 696-nucleotide messenger RNA. RefSeq lists its product as uncharacterized. Bases 1 to 696 code for a protein of 231 amino acids. The record is from RefSeq and is a predicted model, not a curated record. Lineage: Eukaryota; Fungi; Ascomycota; Pichiomycetes; Pichiales; Pichiaceae. The transcript has a single exon.